Molecule: messenger RNA, 435 nt
Organism: Biomphalaria glabrata
Lineage: Eukaryota; Metazoa; Mollusca; Gastropoda; Planorbidae
Product: complement C1q and tumor necrosis factor-related protein 9-like
Exons: 2
Coding region: 1-435 (144 amino acids)
Source: RefSeq, a predicted model, not a curated record
AUGUACCACAUCACCAGUCAACCCAAAGCCAAGCUGGGACCCAAUGGUUCUGCAGCCAAGCUGGGACCCAAUGGUACUGCAGCCAAGCUGGGACACAAUGGUUCUGCAGCCAAGCUGGGACCCAAUGGUUCUGCAGCCAAGUUGGGACCCAAUGGUUCUGCAGCCAAGCUGGGACCCAAUGGUUCUGCAGCCAAGCUGGGACCCAAUGGUACUGCAGCCAAGCUGGGACCCAAUGGUACUGCAGCCAAGCUGGGACCCAAUGGUUCUGCAGCCAAGCUGGGACCCAAUGGUUCUGCAGCCAAGCUGGGACCCAAUGGUUCUGCAGCCAAGCUGGAACCCAAUGGUUCUGCAGCCAAGUGCUUUACCACUGAGCCACUGCGUCUCCUAAAAGGAAUCCAAUCUUACAUUAAGCUGUGUAAAACUAAAUGCUCCUGA